AUGCGUGAUAACGUGAAAGACUUUAUUAGAUGGUCAUUGUUCGGACCUGAAUAUACCCAAGGGAAAGACCAGCAGAAUGAGAGGGAAAUCGAUGUCUAUACAACAGACAUUGAGAAGCUGAUUGGACGAAAAUUGCCACCGGGAAGGAUGGAUGUGAAAGGCCUAGGUCAGCUUCUGAAUGAAGCAUGCGGUUCACAUCGAAGUCUGCUAUGGUACACGUGCGUCUUUGUGGUUGACACAAUAAUUUACUGCAAGAUGUUAUACAAUGGAUUCCACUUUCAUCGCAAUUCGCUCUCGCGAUUCUUUAACGUAUUUCCGUUUCGCCCUCUCACGAUACUCACGACCUACCGAUCACCGGCGCGGCAUCUCACAUACUGGCACCGACAGCAUAUGUCCAAGAAACGACUACCCAUACUAUUCAUACAUGGUAUUGGAAUUGGCAUGUACCCUUACACGAGCUUCCUCCGAGACCUCAGGUGUGAAUUAGAAACAGGAGCGGCCGAAGAUAGUGAGGUUGGCAUAAUCGCACUUGAGAUCAUGCCGGUAAGCUCUCGGAUAACUUACCCAACUCUGGAAAAGGACGUGAUGAUCAUGGAAAUCAUGGAGAUCAUGCAGUACCAUGGAUGGGCCAGAUUCGUACUUGUAUCUCAUUCUUAUGGUUCCAUAAUCGCUGCACACCUUCUCAAGUCUGAUCGUUUUGCUCCACUCGUCGGGCCUACGGUCUUUAUCGAUCCGGUCUCAUUCCUCCUCCACCUGCCUGACGUGGCAUACAACUUCAUAGCCCGCCAGCCAGCCCGGGCCAAUGAAUACCAACUAUGGUACUUCGGAAGUAAGGACAUAGGAGUUGCACAUACAUUGGCCAGGAGGUUCUCCUGGAUCGACAACAUCAUUUGGAAGGAAGACCUUGGGAUAAAGGCGGAAAAGGACCAACAGGAGGGUAGAAAUGUCACAGUUGUUUUAAGUGGAAAUGAUUUGAUUGUGGACACUCAAACAGUGGGAGAGUACUUGGUGGGUUCAUCAAAAUUCGGGGCAGUUGACAAAGAAGAAGCACAGCCAUGGAAAAACAUGCCUUGGGUUGGAUACGGGCUUGAGCUGCUGUGGUUUGAGCAAUUGGAUCAUGCGCAGGUUUUUGAUCUUGAGAAAACGAGGCGGCCAGUCAUUAGGGCGAUCUCUGUAUAUUCAAACGCAGGCUGA
Molecule: messenger RNA, 1194 nt
Organism: Penicillium brevicompactum
Lineage: Eukaryota; Fungi; Ascomycota; Eurotiomycetes; Eurotiales; Aspergillaceae
Exons: 2
Coding region: 1-1194 (397 amino acids)
Source: RefSeq, a predicted model, not a curated record